AUGAUGGAUUCUCCAAAGGAACCAGAGGUGGUGGAAAUCUCUGAGAGCAGAAGGACAAGUUCCUGUUUCCGUCUGUUCCUGCGAUUUGUUCUGCUUUUGCUUUUCCCCUUCUUUGCUUUCCUACUCUUGUCAAUAUCCAUGGUCUUCAUAGCCCUGCUGUCGGGGCAAUUAUCUAUCGCGACGCCCGUCUCUGUUCCCUCUCGGUGCCGGAUAGUCUCCAGUGGUGUUGAUCUCAGAUCAUCUAAAGUUUGCGAACUGGGGUUGUUGAAGUACAAGACCAAGAAUGUCUUUCAUCCUUUUGACAGAAACAAGUUUCGAUGUCGCUAUGAUUAUUACUGGGCUUCAGUGUUUGAGGUGGAAUAUGAAGAUCACUCCUCGGGUCGUACACAUCAUGCUUUAGCUGAGGCUCCAAGUGAGGCGCUUCCCCUAAAUUGCAGGCCUAACUUUGCUGGUGCAUGGAUGGCCAAAGAUAAAUUUAAGGUCAACGAAACUUACAAUUGCUGGCACAGAGCUGGGAUCUCUAAAGUGAGCUUAUAUGUUGAUGACUUCCUCCACUGCAAUACCAGAGAUCCUUCUGUUCUUGAGAUGAUAAAUCGAUAUAUCAAGUUGUUGAUCGAUGCUCCGAGCUCCUUGUUCAUCCUGAAGAUGGGAAAUGCCACCAAAUUCUGGAAGUGGGAAGCUGUAGCUGGAGCUGUUGCCGGUUUCUUGACUUCCUUGAUCACCAUCUUCUUCUUCUCAGUGGUGUGGAAGUUGAUGUCGUGGGUACCCCAGACAUGGACAUACAUAGUAAGGGUUCUUACUCGGGCUAUCAACUUGGUAGUCUUGAAGCGUGCUUGUUUUUUUGUGGCAUACUUCUCCUUCAUGGGCUGGUUAACCAUCCAGUACGGGAAACGGCUUGGCAUGCCUGAGAUUCGAGUUGGUUAUAUUUAA
Messenger RNA from Linum trigynum, 930 nucleotides. Lineage: Eukaryota; Viridiplantae; Streptophyta; Magnoliopsida; Malpighiales; Linaceae. The record is from the annotation of a GenBank genome assembly.